AUGAUCUCUCCGGAACAGGAACGCGCUUUUGAUGAAGUCAUGUCCUCAGUCGGUGCCCCGGAGACAUCAUCGAUAUCACUGGUGGUAUCGAGAUUCGAAGAUGACAGGCCUAGCACGAAUGCUGGUUUACCUGGUGGGGCAGACCCGAACACAGCAUCCCCCGACCUCUGUUUUGUAUGCCGUCAUCUCGACUUUGAACAUGUUGGAUUUCACAAUUCCUCAGAAUACUCGAGUAACAACUAUUCAUUUCAGAGAGAAUUCCCUUCUCUGUGGAGCAGCUCCAGCACCUGCACGUUUUGCAAGAAGAUUGUUAGCAUUAUCACGCACUGGAUUGCCAACUACCCAGGGACGAGUUCAUUAGAUGUCUCCAAGUGCCACGUCGCUGUGAACCUCGAAACGGACUGGCAUACGGUUGCUCGAGAGAAUGAAGGAGGAUGCACCACGGUCGAUGAGAAGGCGUAUUCUGAUCGGAUUAGAAUACACUGCUCCGUUCCAAAACUUGGCACAGGGGGUGAAGCUGGGCAGUCACAGUUUCUGACAUUCUUUUUACAGAAAUAUGAUGAGCAUCAGCCAUAUGCUGGGCGUAAGAGGUCCGCAGUCGCGGAUUUGAGCCUAUUCAAGGGAUGGAAAAGGAUGUGCCAAGUGGAACACGGGACGAAAUGCAGUCAAAUAUUUAAAGGGAUACCAAAGAUCAGACCCCGCGUUAUCGAUGUAGAUCAACGGUGCUUGGUUUUUGCCGAAGAAGAUGAGCAAUGGGAUAAUCUCCAAGCUUUCUCAAUUCCAGGGUCCCUUGGAACGGGUGUUCUUCCAGAUAGCAUCGAAGACGCUGUUCAGGUCACAAAAGGGCUGGGGGAACCGUACCUCUGGAUUGACAGCCUUUGCAUAAUACAAGACGACGAGCAGGAUAAGGCAGCUUUCAUCUCGAGAAUGGAUUCGAUCUAUGCUUUAGCGGUUGUCGUCAUCGUCUCCUCCACCUGCGUCGACGCCAACUCUUGCCUUCCAGGGGUUAGAUCUGGUUCACGACGUCAAGAACAAGAACCGUUCCAGAUCAAAGACGUUACGUUGGUGCGCUCCCUCGAUCCCGUCCUCGGUGUCAAGGUUGAUCUGCGCACGGGACGUGCCGCGGGAUAUCUAGGGGAGACUGUUUGGGACACACGGGCUUGGACUCUGCAAGAGAGGUUUCUCGCGUCUAGAGCCCUAGUUUUCACAGCAGACCAAGUCUUCUGGGAAUGUGAAGAGGCAUUCUGGUGCGAAGAUAGCUUUCGUGAGGUCUCCAACCUAUCUCCAGACCCCCACCGUACAAGUCUUUGCGGAGGAGAACUAAAUCUUUCGUGGAAUUCUGACAUCCCGACAUUUGAUCAUUUCUAUCGGGUGCUCUUGGAAGAAUACUCCGGUCGCGCCCUGACAUUCGAUAGUGAUGGGCUGAAUGCUUUCAGCGGUAUCAUACGAGCCUUUGAGAGGUCCAUGGGGGAGGAAUUUUUCAUGGGUAUGCCGACUGCCUACCUAGAAUCCGCCCUUGCAUGGGGUCACCGUACCCACAAAUUGAGACGGAGACGUGGUGUGCAGGCGCCGGGACUCACCCCGGAUACCGGCAGCCAGUUUCCGAGCUGGUCGUGGGUUGGUUGGACCAGUGAUGGAAAGACCAAACUCGCCAACCAAAACCUAGCCGCCGAAGGUCUAGGUAUAAGGUUCUACCGUGUCUCCGACAAAGGGAAGAGAACUACAGAACUAAAGCAGGCUACGAGGUUCAACCGCGAGGUCGAUUUGCUUGCUGAAGGCUCCAACCUCGCCUGUCGCUCAUCCCGACCAUACCAAAUCUCCAUCGAUCACCUGCCCAAGGACCACUCGGUUAAUUUAAGCUCAAUGCUCGGCUUCUGGACCGCGUCUGCCGUCCUGAGCAUGGUGAGGUGGUCUGGCGACGGCAACGCCACGUCUGACAAUCAGGAAAUGGCCCUCUCCCAACGCCCCGGUAGCAAAAUCCAAGUGCUCUGGUCCCAUAUCGCACCAUCCUUAAAACCCGGGGAUAGAGUUGAGAUCAUUGCCGUCGCCCAAAACAGAGGGAGCUGGGACUCCGGCCAUAGUGACAAUGGGGCGAUAGGGGUUAUGGUAAUCUCCUGGGACGCCGGGGGUGUAAUUGCUAGCCGUGAAGGAUUUGCGUGGAUGGCGAUUCGGGAGUGGACGGCGUUAAGAGGUCGUAGAUGGAAGCUGAUUACUCUGGGCUAA
This is a messenger RNA of Paracoccidioides brasiliensis Pb18, 2223 nucleotides long. RefSeq lists its product as uncharacterized. The transcript is spliced from 3 exons. The record is from RefSeq and is a predicted model, not a curated record. The coding region runs from base 1 to 2223 and encodes 740 amino acids.